This is a messenger RNA of Microstroma glucosiphilum, 1230 nucleotides long. RefSeq names its product DUF500-domain-containing protein. The transcript has 4 exons. The coding region runs from base 100 to 1113 and encodes 337 amino acids. The record is from RefSeq and is a predicted model, not a curated record. Gene Ontology annotation, biological process: actin filament bundle assembly; actin cortical patch localization. Gene Ontology annotation, molecular function: actin filament binding; phosphatidylinositol binding. Lineage: Eukaryota; Fungi; Basidiomycota; Exobasidiomycetes; Microstromatales; Microstromataceae. Gene Ontology annotation, cellular component: actin cortical patch.
CGAUCAUCACCACGACGACCAAUCAGCCGCAGCACGCCCUCUUCCUCAGGCGGCAGUCACAGCAUACACUCUGCCCUCCCACACACCCAGACACACAUCAUGGAGAAUUACUUAGAGCGAUUCAAGUCCGCGGCCAACAAGGCAGGCAUUCAGGCCACCGCCUUUGCCCAGCAGACCUCUCGCCAACUCUCUGAGCAAGCCCAGCUAGCCAAAGCCGGCUUCUCCCUCCCAAAGGAAUGCGAGCGUGCCUCUACCAUCCUCCAGUCCUUCCUCGCCGAUCCUCAACACCCCGACACAGCUCUCAAUGCUAUUCCCAAGGCGGUAUUGGAGAAUGCUAAAGGUCUGGCAGUGUUCAGUGUGGUGAAAGCGGGAUUCCUUUGGAGUGGAAAAGUGGGGAGCGGUGUGGUUGUGGCGAGAUUGGCAGAUGGGAGCUGGAGUGCACCGAGUUGUAUUGCGACGGGAGGUGUGGGUGUGGGAUUCCAGAUCGGCGCCGACCUCUCUGAGUUCGUUGUAGUGAUGAACUCACCCGACGCUGUCCGCUCCUUUGCAAUGGCUGGCAACCUUCAGAUUGGUGGAAGUCUGAGCGCAGCAGCAGGACCCAUCGGCACGGGUGGGGCCAUCAAUGCAGCUAUCGCUCACCCGGCACCCAUGUUCAGCUAUUCUAGGUCCAAGGGUCUCUUCGCAGGCCUCUCCUUAGAAGGCACGGUCCUCGUGGAGCGCAAAGAAGCCAAUGCCCACUUCUACGGUCAACCCAUCCCCGCCCUCGACCUCCUUACAGGAAAAGUUCCCGCACCAGAAGCAGCAAGUGCACUCUAUGAAGUCAUUGAGGCAGCCGAGGCAGUUGAUGAGAGUGGAGUGGGACAAGCCAGCUAUAUACCUUCGGCAGAGGGAGGAUAUGCUGCAUCGAUGCAGCAAGGACAUGGCCAGCAGAGCUACGGUAGUGCUGGCAGUGCCGGUGUCGGUGGACAGACGGGAGAAGCGCCAUACGAAGUACCCGCAGGAGCCGUUCCAUCCACGAGUCCUGCUGCUACUGGAGGUGCUGGAGGAGCUGCUACUACUGGAAGUGGUGCGGAAAAAGGAAACAAGACCGUCUUCGAUGCUGAUCAGCCCUGAUGCCGACGGAGGACAGAGGGCGGUGAGGAUGUGAGGCACUAGUGAUACUGUAAGCACAUUUUUUGUCAUUCGAACAAUUAUUCAGAGAUAUGCUAUAGCAUUCGGCGGGAGUAGUGA